CCCCAGGUUGGCCGAGGCCUCCAAAACAAGAAAGAAGUAUCCAGCAAACACCCACCUCGCAGCGAAGCAUUCCAAGAAAAACAGUAGCCGCUGUCCUCCGGUCGCCGUCAGAAAAUACCCCUCGAUCUCCGGCCAUCUUCUUCCCCCGUCGUCCCCGCCGACGAAGUACCAGCCAUGGCAUCUCCUUCCUCCUCCUCCGCCUCCUGCUCCUACUACUCGUGCCCCGCGCCCCACCACCCGCGCUUCCGGCGAUCCCUCCGGCGGCCGCCUCUCCCGCGGGUGCGCCCCUCCUCGACGCCGUCCUCCCGCCGACCCUCCGCCGUGCAGGAGUCCCAGUUCGGAAGCAUCCCAUCCAGACCCACACGUAGGCGUGGUUCCAUUCAAAUCCCCACAUCAUUUGAUGAUGAUCUGGGGGAUUUCUCGCUGGUGCAUCAUGACGACGAGGAUGAUGCAUUUGGUGUUGUUCUGUAUUCAAGUGAGAGUGAUUGGAGCGACGAUGAGGUUGUGUUAACUCAAAUUGGGGAUGUUGAGUUGCCAACGAUGAUGACCGAGAGGCGCUUCAAGGCGGCAGAGGGUGCGAUAACCAUUGCUGCCCAUAGGCUCGCCACCAUUGGGAAAGGGCAAAGGAAGAGCAGAACUCGACAAGGGCUGAUGAAUAAUGUUGGGCUGAUUGCUUUCCUAGCAGUGCAACUUUUGUUUGUCGACUGGUGUUCGUGGUGGAUUGUUAGGCUACCUCUGGACUCAUUUUAUUUGACACGCCCUUUUUUAAUAUCAGCAGUUCUAUCCACAUUAGCUGGAUUUAUUUUUGCACCCAUUGCUGAUAGAAUGAAGAUUCAUCAUUUCCGGAGGAGAGGGAAGCCUAUAUCUCCAUCCAACGGAAAACCAACCCCAGCAAUGGGAGGACUGUUCUUCGUUCCGAUUGGUAUUUUGGUUGCAAGAAGAAAUGUUGGUUCAAACUCAAGUGGAGUAAAUGGAGCAGCUAUAAUAACCAUCAUAUUUGCAGUAGUUGGGUUACUUGACGAUAUUUCAAACCUUGUCAUGGAUCGCAAUCAUAAAAUACCUCAGUGGAUAAGAUUUUUGGUUCAGACUGCUGCUGGUAUCUACUUCUUUAUCUGGCUGGGUUCUGCAAAUAUUUCAACACCAUACAACAUGAAAUUCAUUGUUCCUCUGCCUCCGUCAUUUGGUCUUGCAUUCAUGGGGAAAGUUUAUCUGGUUCUGGCUACAGUAUGUUCUCUUUCCAUGGGUACUGGAGUAACAUUGGUUGAUGGUCUUGAUGGUUUGGCUGGUGGUGUUGCUGCUUUGGCACUCGUUGGAUUGUCUGUUGCCGCUCUUCCAAUUUGCUCGGAGCUGAGUGUUUUUGGAGCAUCUAUGUCAGGUGCUUGCACUGGCUUUCUUUUACAUAACAGAUAUAGGGCCUCAAUAGUUAUGGGUCGAGUUGGCUCUUUUGCACUUGGAGGAGCACUUGCUACAAUUGCAGCAUGUAGUGGAAUGUUCAUUCCUAUGUUAAUUGCAUGCAGCGUCUUCUUUCUCGAGCUGCUUGUGGUAAUAUUGCAGGUUCCUUUGAGCAUGACUCUGAAGCACAUCCAUGGGACAAACAGAUCUUUCCAGCGAAUUCUUCCCUCGCAUUACUAUCUUAGACUGUGGGGCAUAAAGGAGCCUUAUAUCGUGGCGGGUGCAUACAUCAUGACAUGCUUCUUAACUGUGUUGGCAGGAUACCUUGGUCUCGUCUCAGCGUAAAUAGAAAGCAUAGGUUACCAUUCAUUCAUUGCUUCUAUUUCAUUUCUGUAGUGCACUUCUAGAAUGGUAGAUGCUUCAGGCUUCAGCAUGCCCGAGCGUAAGGUUCACUGAUAUACUACAGAUUUACAGAAUUUUGCGUGUGGAGUUUCUAGGACACCUCAAAUGAAGUCGUGCAGUGUAGUACCAUGGGUUGUUGUAUCCUCUUCCUCGCAGAAAGCUGUACUCCCUCUGAUCCAAAAUAAAUUUGAACUAAAACAACGACAUUUAUUUUGGAUCGGAGGGAGUAGCAUCUUUGUAUACUGAAGUACUGAACUAUUGCUUCAACUGACGUGUUGUUCAUCUA
This is a messenger RNA of Triticum urartu, 2080 nucleotides long. RefSeq names its product translocase 11 (gene TRANS11). Lineage: Eukaryota; Viridiplantae; Streptophyta; Magnoliopsida; Poales; Poaceae. Gene Ontology annotation, biological process: cell wall organization; cell wall macromolecule biosynthetic process. Gene Ontology annotation, molecular function: phospho-N-acetylmuramoyl-pentapeptide-transferase activity. Gene Ontology annotation, cellular component: plasma membrane. The record is from RefSeq and is a predicted model, not a curated record.